Messenger RNA from Anopheles bellator, 2010 nucleotides. RefSeq names its product receptor-type tyrosine-protein phosphatase kappa (gene Ptp36E). NCBI's taxonomy places the organism in Eukaryota, Metazoa, Arthropoda, Insecta, Diptera, Culicidae. Gene Ontology annotation, molecular function: protein tyrosine phosphatase activity. The transcript has 15 exons. Gene Ontology annotation, biological process: protein dephosphorylation. Bases 1 to 2010 code for a protein of 669 amino acids. The record is from RefSeq and is a predicted model, not a curated record.
AUGAAACUGUCCACCACACGCUAUGCCGACCUGGAGAAACCGAAGAAGAAAAAGACACUCAGUUCCACGAGUUUAGUUUCGAUACCAAACACGAUAAAGUUAAGCAUGUUAAAUAGCGGUUUACUGUCACUAGAUAAAGUUAAACUGUCAGCGCGAGAUGAGAAAAACCCACUGUCGCAGACGAUGCCAGACAAACCGACUGAACUGCGACACUUUGCCAAGCUGUGCGAGCAGCGGCGGAAGUUCCCGAUACUCUACAAGCUCGAAUUCCAGACGGCUGUGAAGGUUGAAACCAAUUCGUGCAAGCACGCACUACGCAAAGCCAACGCACUCAAGAACCAGAAUCCCAAAUGCAUUCCAUACGAUUACAAUAGGGUCGUUUUAGAAAAGUACGAUAACACACCGGACUCGGACUACGUCAACGCGUCGUAUGUCGAUAGUUUACUCAAACCAAAUGCGUAUAUCGUAACGCAGGGACCAACGGAGGACACGGUGCUAGAUUUUUGGAGGAUGGUUUGGCAAGAGAACUGUAGCUGCAUUGUGAUGCUCACCAAGACGUUCGACUUUACCAAGGUUAUGUGCGUUCAGUACUGGCCACCGAACAAGGAGAAGGAGGAAAUCUACGGCGACAUGCACAUCACGAUACAGUCGGAGGAGGAGCUGGCCAAUUUUCACAUACGGACGUUUAGGCUGUUUAAACUCAACAAAGACAAUGUAGUGGCCGAAGAGCGAUUUUUACUACAGUUCCACUACACCGAAUGGCAUUCACACACCUGCCCUUUUUCCAACGCAAUUCUCGAGUUCCGCCGGCGGGUCAGGUCCGUUGUGGGGACAAUCAUCAAAGCGAACAGCCGGAUCGGCCCGAUGCUGGUGCACUGCAACGAUGGCGGCGGUCGGUCCGGGGUGUACUUGGCCAUCGAUGCCAACAUGGAGCUGGCGGAGGAGGAGGACUCGUUUCACGUGUUCGGCUAUCUGAAGAAGCUGCGCCAGUCUAGGAAAGGCCUUAUUGAAAAUGUGGACCAAUACAAGUUCGUAUACGACACGCUGGAGGAAUUCAUUAUCUGCGGCAAUUCGUGGUUUCCGGUGACGGAGCUGUCGCAGCGGCUGAAGGAGAAGAGCCUCAAAGAUCCGGUCACCAAGAUGAACUCCUAUCAGCGGGAGUACGCCCAGAUCUGCAAGCAGACGCCCCGCUUCACCAUCGGUGACUGUGCCGGAGGCCACCGCGGCGACAAUCGGGAGAAAAACCGCGACGUCCUCUGUGUACCACCUGACAACUUCCGUCCUUACCUUAGCUCGUUUCAGGGAAAUUCAUUUACCGACUACAUUAACGCCGUGUUCGUCGACGGGUACACGAAGCCACGGGAGUACAUCGUCACGGAAUGGCCGCUCCAGAAGACGUGCGGCGAAUUCUGGUCGCUCGUUUACGAUCACGAGUGUUCCGCCGUCGUCGUGCUCUGCCAGCCCCCACACAACUCGCAACAAUAUCCUGCCUUCUGGCCCGAGGGUCGCCACUCGAAAAAGUACGGACCGGUGUUCACCAUCGAUCACAUCUCGCACCAGCACUAUUCCAACAUCAAGUCGUGGAUCUUCCGCAUCAACAAGAAGGUCAUCUCGCUGACGGAGCUGAUGGCGGGCGUGAAGGCACCUCCGAGAACGGUGCAGGUCUUUCAGCUCACCUGCUGGCCUAUGGGACACAAGGUGCCGACGUCCACGAACUCGCUCGUAGAGCUGAUGAAUAUGGUCGAGCGGUGGAGACAGAAAACUGACUACGGUCCCGUCUGCGUGGUGUCACCCGAUGGACGUAGCCGGGCGGGCGUUUACUGUGCUGCCAAUGCUUGCAUCGAGCAGGUGAUCCAACACGGAGAGGUGGACGUGUUCCAGGCCGUCAAAACCGUGCGACGACACCGACCGCAACUCGUGGACAAUAUGACUGAAUACAAAUACUGCUACGACCUGGUGUUGCACUACGUGUUGCACUACCUUAAUAAAGAUUUGAAGGAAAAGAAGUGA